GUAGCCAGCAGCCCUGGUUGAGCUGUGCAGGUGGAGAGUAAUCUGUUUCGGAAAAAGAUUUUAGAAAUAAAAUUCUGCACGUAAAUUGAGGUGACGGGUCGACAAAGGGGGUGCUAAGGGGCUUGUUCACCAAACUGUGCAUUUACGGAACGUCGCCAAAAGAAGAUUUUAGACCAAAAUGGUCAAAAAUUGAUUUGAGGAAUUGUUUAUAAUUCGUCUAUUUUAGCCUAAAUACGAUAAUUAUUUUGUCUUUUCAGGAAAAUUCGUGGUUCGGUGGAUACGCUCCAAAAUGUAGUCUGGGGACAUUGAAUAAGACAGUUGAAUAUUGGACUGGCUCUAUCUUGCAUUCGAAGAAGCACCAAAACGCGGAGCGAAACGCACCAUGCCGAUGGUCUGAAAUUGAGGCUAAGGUUGAAGAGAAGACGCCAAACACGGCAAAUUGGUCUGGAGACGCUGCUUACAGAUUUUAUCCCUGCGGUAUCUCGGACUUCACUAUAUUCACACAUUUGUGGGGUUCCCCUCAUUCCGGUUUUGAGAAUUUGAAGAAUUAAAGGUUGCAAUACGUUUAGAAUAGCAACUAGUGAAUUAUUUUUGGAAAUAUCGUUUUGGAUCCAUCGCACACAGGGAGCUUGAUCCGUCACCGAGACAUCAAGCGACACUGGCACUUAAUCUACGCACUGUUUACACAGAUGCACGAUGAGUCGCCUAUCUUGUGCCGAGUCCGGAGAGCCGCCUCGGCAGCUGAAAUUUGCAAGCAUUGUGCAAAGUACUGGGGUGACCCUCCUUGGAACUGCCAGAGGACAGCGUGGCCUACCUCGGCUUCCCCCUUUGGGGAAGAAGCCCCUUCCCCUCUCCCACCCUCUUUCCUGUGCUGAAUGGCUGCGAUGGCUCCUGCUCUCACUGACCCUGCUCCUGACGCUCACAACUUGCACUUCAAGCUGGCGCCCCCAUCAUCUUCCCUUCCCCUUGGUGAGACCAACGGUGGCUCCCUGCCUACACCUUCCUCCCCAAGCUUGGUUGCAAGCUACGGUGGAACCUCCAGGAAGGAGCCCCUCAAACUGGCUGGAGUAUUCAACCAGUGCUCCAUCUUGUCUCAGUCACUUUGCCGGGGGCGGCCUUCCAUCUUGGAGUUCAACCUGGAAGAUUUGAGAGGCAUUACAAGCACUGGGAGAGGGGGCCCGGGAGGACCAUUGAAUGGAUUAGCAAAGAAAGCUAUGAAGCCUGCAGUGGAGAAGCCCCCUAACCUUACCAUCCCAACUUUGGAACCUAUGGUCAAGGACCCACCUGUUCCUUCAAGCCCACCUGCCUCUGUGCAUGAGAAGGGCUCUCAAAGGGAUCUGUGCUCAGAGACACGUCUGCAGAACCUUCUGCGGCGUCAUGGAGAGAUGGAAGAGCGGGCUAGUUGGCUUCAGAAACGACUAAGAUUGGUUCAGGCAAAGCAAGUGGAACGGCACCUGCACCAACAGCUUGGGGGCUUGGUUGGGGCUGCGCUUGGCCAAAGCCCUGAAACUUCACGUUCUCGAUUGACUGUAAUAACCCGAAAAGCUGAGGCUCAACGCAGAGGAGAUACUGGAAGCGGCAAUGCAAAUGCCUUCCUGAAAGGUUCAGCUCGGGAACUAGAGCGAUUAGGCCAUUCGGGCACUGCUGCACUGCGGUCGUGUGAGGCUGGCUUCGAUUCUGAUGCUACAGAGAGCAGCUCUGGUGGAGACUCUGACGUGGAGGAAGAAGAGCUGACUCAGGCAGACACUCAGCAAAGCCAUGUGCCACUGAAGCGUCGCUGCGCAUGGAGCUGGGCUCAGGAACGGGCGGAUGUCGUGAGCCGAUGGAACUGGUUGCAGGCUCAUGUAUCGGACUUGGAAUACCGAAUCCGCCAACACACAGACUUCUAUCGACAGCUGAGAGCUGGCAAGGGGCAAGUUGUCCUCGGGGAGUCUACUUCUGGGGGUAGUUCUUCGGGAAAUGAUUUGCACCUUUUCCCUUCCGAUAAAAGAACAUCAGUGGUGUUGGAUACGGAGAGACAGGGUGAUCCAGGCUCUGGGGAAUCGAAAUCACUGCAGAGGCCUCUUAAUGGAGUAGUUAAUAUGAUCCCCCCUGGAUCUUCAAACAGGUGUAGCUCAGAAAAUCAAGAUGAACCCCUCAACAAGCCCCAACCCUCCACUCCAGAUGGGAGCUGUGUGUGCGCCAGAGCAAGACCGCUUCAGUCCUGCAAGAGGAGGAGGGUAGUCAGACCAGAGCGACUAUUACCCCUCCACAGAAAGGCUCAACACAGUGUUCCCAGAUUGUGCGAGGUCUCCCAAUCGUGCAUUAUGUGUGCCAGUUUUGCAGGACCCGCUCCCAUAUUCCCAUACAGUGACCCACCGUGUGAACGACUGGCCGUGUUGGACCCAGCUAUUCAUCCUGUCCUAUCCUUCCCAGACGACAUCCCAGCAAGUCUACGACACCUCUCACUUCUACGUUCUCAUGACAAAGUGGAAAAGGCUAAAGCUAUGAAAAAGCUGAAACAUCGCCUUCCAAACCAGCUCAACCCCACUCAUGAUAUUACCCGUGGGGAACGUGUAACUGGGACCCUUUAUCCACACCGGCUCACUCUCCAGCGGCCUUCCCCGGAGAUGCCACCAAAACAGCAUUUGGAAUCAUCUCUUCGUACCUUGAAGUGUGAAAAGCUUUUUGGCUCUCGGCCUGAUCGUUCCAGCUCAAUCACCACACCCCACAGCAAGAAGCGUCCUUUUGGGCAUUUAGAGAGAAAUGGAAGACACGUUGACUCUUCAGUGCCCAGUCCAUCAUCAGAUGUCGGCCUCCCUACCUUGCAGCCGCCUCUCACGCGCCAGCUAUCUGCUCCUACUGAAGGCUCCCUUGGGACCCCAUCGCAGGCCCUUGCGGCUGCCCGGAGGCGAAGGACUGAGAGUUCCUAUGAUAUCAACAACAUUGUGAUCCCCAUGUCAGUGGCUGCGACCACCAGAGUGGAGAGAUUGCAAUACAAAGAGAUCCUUACUCCCAGUUGGAGAGUGGUUCCCAUUGCACCCCUGAAUCCAAAUACAGAAGAGGAUACAGAAGAGCUGGAAGAUCUCUCAGAUGCAUCUUUCUCUGCGUUGCACGCCAAAUGUGAGGAAAUGGAGCGGGCGAGAUGGCUGAGUACAAGCAUUCCUCCUCAGCGUCGCGGCAGUAGAACUCACCGGACAUCUGAAAGCUCUAACACAGCUCAGACUUCAGUUUCACAUUCUCUGACACUCCAGCCGCCGUCCCCAGACACAGGCAGCUGGCAGGCCAUCCCAGAUUUCUCACCCCUCAGCCCGGAUACCCUCUCUGCACCACCUACGCCCACCUCAAGGGACACUUCCCGUCUGCUUUCUGAGGAGACACAAAGCUCAAUUUCAGAUUCUGGACAUGAGGAGAGGAUUGUGCAGCCCUGGGAGAGGAGACACUUCCCUCUUCCCCAUCACCCCAAACAAAACCUUGCAGAACCAAGUGAGCCCAUUGAUUGGGGAGGGCCGAGGCCCCCACGCCGAACUUCUUGCAGCUCCAGAACUGCCAAAGACCCAGAGGGAGCCCCAUCAUCUCCCCCUUGCUCUUCCUCCAGACCACGACCCCUUCAUCGAUAGAUGGGAGGGGAGAUGAGGACGAUUGUAAAUUCACUGAGAUGACAAUUUGGCUUCAGAAGAAUCUGCUGUUUGAUAUUCAAACUUUAUCCCCAGGGAAGAGCGCAAAUUUCACAGUUUUUUAGUGAAUUUAAUAACUUUUUCCCCCCUUCUUUAAUUUCCUUUCUUUGAGUCGUUGAUUGCUAUCCGCAUGAUCAGCACAUUUCUAUACGUGCAUUGCGCUCCCCUCAAAGUGGUUUAAGCUGCAGAAUCUAUAAUGCUUGAGACCUCUUUGUUCCCACUUCAUACAGGGGAGGGCUGGGGGUAACAGGCUUUAAAGCUGAUUGUGACUCUCCCUCUUAAAUGCCAGAAAAAUUUGAACCUAACCCUGUUACGUUCCAGAGGUAUAACUGCCUCCCCUCUGGGGCUGUCAUGUCUCCAGCCUUAUGACCCCAUCUAGUGUUUGCCCAGUGCAUGUGCAGCUUCUAUAGAGAUUCAUCCCAUGCUGUCGAAUUCCUUCCCGACAAAACCAGAAAUUCACAAGCCUACUAAUAAAAGCACUUAGUCUUUGUGUUUAGGGAAGGGGCUUAAACAACGUACAAAGUACAACUCAUGCCGUUGUGUGUUUGUGUGUAGAAUAUUUAUGUACAUGUACAGGAGACCUGGAAGUGAAGUGACGUGAAUGAGAGAUAUAUAUAUUUUUUUCUUGAGGGCCUAAAACACCAAUAGUGACCAGUUUGAUUAGCAGGCUGGAUAUAUAUAUAUUUAACUCCGUAAAGGAACAGUUAAAAGGUGAAAUUUCUGAUUUAAUAUGCAAGGGGAAAUGGAAAGGCUAACAGAAGCAGCAAUUUAUCUCAAAGUGGUUGUAAAAUGAUUGUUGAUCUCUUAUAUCCCAUUAUGUAUAAUUUAUCAGUGUAGAAAUGGCUAUCCUACCAGCAGACCCAUAUUUCUGUUGUGUAUGAAUAUAUUUUGAUAUUUUUCUGUCUUUAAUGUGAUGUCUAAAGGCAUUGUCAAAUCAACUUUCCAGGGAUAUUUAAUUGAAGGUCCUGUUUUGAUUCCAGGGCAAUUGGACACUAUUGGAUUUUUUAUGCCAGUCUAUACUUAAACAUUACUGCCCUAGUGCUACAAUUUUAUUAUUUUUUUCCCUCUCCACGAAAACCCUUCUCUCCUGACUUGUGUUGUGCACUUAGGUAAUUGGACUUUCCAACAGUCCAGGUAUAUCGACCAUAUAGAACUGCUACAUACGUUAACCAUUUUUCACAAAACCCUUGGUUUAGCUAGACAUCAGGAAGUACCCUUCCUGGGUGAUAUACUUUUAUGUUGUUCAAUCAGUCUUUUUUGAUCCUUUAUGGUCGCCGUUUGAUCAGCAAAGUGUGGUAUUCUAGUAAUCUCCCAACUCGUUAAGAUUGCUAUAUUGUAAUAUACACACGGCGUGGCUUCAAUAUGCUGAAAUUAAUAUUCAGCAUAAACCCGAUGUGCUACAAUAAAGUAAUAUUUAAGGAAAUUGAUUAAGGAUCAAGUAGACCAAUUUAAUAAAAAAAAAAAAGUUCGGAAAAAAUCUGAUAAUUGAUUAUCUGAUGAUUCCUUAUAUAGGGAAAUGGUUAAUAUGUUCUUGUUUGUAUAGUGCUUUUUCUUUUUUUCCUUUUUUUUGAAAGCCCGCUUGAAUGAAGGAAUACAUCCAAUGUAACAUGAUUGCAGGUGACUCUUAGUGUUGAAUGAUAGAGAUGUUUACUAAUCCAUUUGUCAUUGGGUUAAGGAAACCCCUAAAGCCUGCUGUGGGCUUUUCAGAAUUUUUAGACCAAAUAACGUCACUGCCUCCCCUAGUUUAUCUGUAACCAUUUUUUUAUUUAUUUUUUUCCUCGUCCAUACUUAAUCACUGACUCAGUGCUUUCACUUUCCCAUAUUUGCAGUUGAGGAGGAAAAGGCCCAUGAUUUUAACUGGAAAGUAACUGAUUCAAAAGAAGGCAACUCUCUCUGACUUUGACCUCAACCCCACAGGAUGUGCUAAAUCUGUGUAACAGUCCCACUGGUUGUGUUCAUUCCUUCACUUUGUAUAUUCACUGAAAAAAUAUAUAUAUAUUGUACUCUUUCCUUCUCUGCGGUGAGACUUUAGAUGCACUCCUUCAACAUAAAAAAAAAAAUCAUCAUUUUUCUGUAUUCAU
Pelobates fuscus (common spadefoot toad) is the source of this 5737-nucleotide messenger RNA. RefSeq names its product KAT8 regulatory NSL complex subunit 1 (gene KANSL1). The record is from RefSeq and is a predicted model, not a curated record. The coding region runs from base 876 to 3599 and encodes 907 amino acids. The transcript has 18 exons. Gene Ontology annotation, cellular component: NSL complex. Gene Ontology annotation, molecular function: histone acetyltransferase binding. Lineage: Eukaryota; Metazoa; Chordata; Amphibia; Anura; Pelobatidae.